CCCCCCCCUGCCCUGCCCAGCCGUAGUUUCUCCUGCUUUUACUCAGUCGCUGUAGCAAUUGCUGCACUAACUAUCUCCCUGGGUUUGAAUUCUUGUGUGCAUAUUCUCUUGUGCGCUUGAUUUGGAUUGAAGCUGAGGUGGAGGGAGCCGCGAGUAGGAGCUUGCGACGUGGUGGAGUGUGUGAGCGGAGGUUUGUGGGUGAUGAUCGUUUUGGAGAGGGGAGAAGGUGUUGAGAGUGUGCGAGGACGAAGAUUUCAGCGUGUGUGAUCUCAAACAGGGACCGAAUGCAGAGGCAGAGUGAUUGCGCUGGGUUUGAGUGAUUGGCCGGCGUGGAAUGGGAGGUUUUGAGCAGGGAUGGAUCUUGGGGUGGUGAUGAGGAGUUGUUAACGUAGUGCCGUAGGUAGGUGUUGGCGUUUGAUUUCUCAUGCAGUUGGAAACCCGGAAGAUUGGUGCUUCUCGUGGGCUGGCGGUGUGACAGUGCAUGCACUGUGUGGGCGUGUUUGUUUUUGAUUAACUGCUUUUUAGGGUUAGGUUGUGUGCUCUUCGCGGGGAAGGUGUUAUAUCGUGCAGUUUGAAUGCGAAAUAUCUUUGUUUUGGGUCACGGGGGUGUUGGACCCUCUUGUUUAUGAACAGGGCCUAAAUCCAAGGAUGUAAUCGCCUCGUUUGGGUGACAAUAUUGGGGGGGUUUAUGUUAACAUGAGAUUUUGAGAUCAAACGGAGUUUGCUUCGACUUGUGUACACAUCAUCCGGGUACGAGAAAGGUCUAAAUUUUUCUGGACCCUCUGGUCUGAGACUGGUGCCACUGCCUACAAUGCCAUAGAUGUAUGUAUUUACACCUAUUGCAGAGAUCACAAUUGGAGCUGGCGCGGUUAGCGGCUCAUUCUGAAAAUGAAAUAUAGGGUUAAAUUGGCUUAUCUCUUUUUGAAGUUUGAGUGAAAGAAGGGGGAUACGAUAGUGGGGAAGAUGAGUGCUGGAACAGCAGCAACCAAGAACACAGAUGUAGCACGGGAUCCACCAUGGCUUCAUGUACGACGAGAGGUGUUCGAGUAUGGCAUCCUGCCACUUCCCAGCCUUGUGCACAGUGAUGUAGUGACAGGUCUGAGAAACUUUCGGGUCAAAUUGCUCCAACAGGCUCCUCCCAUUUCUACAUGGUCUUUGAGCAUCAGUUCGGAUGCGUCGUAUACCUCUCCAGCUUCGGGCGGUAGGAAACGCGUGGCCACCGCAGGCAUAGCAACUGCCUUGGAAGUUACUGAAGCGCAUGCGCAGUUGAUGCUCGACACCUUGGCAUCUGUUUUAAACGAGGAGGGAGGAGUCGUGGACUCCCUGGCCAUCGCACCAGCGACCGAAAUCGACUCCGUUGGUGUUGAUGUUGACGAUCUAUUGAUAUUUCUAUACAUUCAAACUUAUCGAAGGGUUCCGUCUCGCCCACACCGAGGUGCUGCUGAUGUCGCUGAUGUGUGGCCUUCCACCUCUGCAAUUGAUAGAUUUCUUCCUUCCCCGUCUCCUAUGCAGGUGAGAUCAUCUACAGUGUCCCGACGUUCGAUGCCAGGUCAGGCAGAGGAGGAAGUCAACCAGCUUACAUAUGUGCAGAAGCACUUACCGAAUCUCCUAAGCCUCUUGGCAGAAACAACCGAAGAAGGGGAAGGCUGUUGCAAGGUUAUAACUGCCAAGAAGUUUGAGCACCUUGGACUUCUUCUGAAAGCAAAAAAUGCAAGCUUAGAGUAUGUGCCCUUAAGUCAGGCAGCGCCUUUUUUCGCUAACUCAGACCCAGACAUGCCGGCAGCUCCUGUGCCCGUAACGCAAGUUCUAGAAUGGGUUCAACAGCACAUAUGUGCUGCAUCAGAAAGUUUGCGAGCAAUCCCUGUGGGCAAAGUCGAGAAGGUAGUAACUGAUAUUCAUCUCUCAGAGAGUGGUUCUGUAGAGAGCGUACCAUCAGAGGCCGCAGAUGUGACAAUGGCUGACGUUUCUGUCAGUUCUGUUAAUGUGGCAUCUAGUGCCCAAACUAUUCUUGUACCAAAUGGAGUACUGCACUUGUCGAAAGACUGGCGCCCGGAGGGUACGACUUUUGUGGAUGGGGUCAUGCGGGCAUCAGUCUUGAGGAGAGAAGAUGAUAUCAAGGGCGAUUCUGUGAAGGUAUCUCACUGUCAUGAUGCAGUUGUGUAUGUUCUUGCACCGCUUAAAUAUGUCUCGGUGUUUGGUUGUUCGGACUCCAUCAUUGUACUAGGAGCUGUUGGAAAGGCAGUUCGGGUGGAGUACUGCGAGAGAGUUCAACUUAUUGUCCCGACAGCUCGUAUUACUAUCGCUAAUUGCCGUGAGUGUACGUUUUAUCUUGGAGUGAACCAACGUCCUUUGUUUACUGGUGAUAAUCACAACCUCCAGGUGGCUCCAUAUAAUACGUUCUAUCCAAAAUUGGAAGCUCAUUUGGCACAAGUUGGAGUUGAUGCUACAGUUAAUAGAUGGGACCGGUUACUGACUUUGGGGAUGGUAGACCCUCAUGAUGCUUUUAUUCAUCCUGCUGAUUGUACGGAUACACGAUCUGAAGGAGCAACUCUACUCUCACCAGAGAAAUUUAUGACAUUUUCGGUUCCUAGGUGGAAUGAAGCCGAUUCUGAGAUGCUUCUUACUCGGGCUAAUCCUUUCUUGCUACCCAAGCCAUAUCUUCUUGCUCAGCAGCACAGGUGUAAAGCAGCUGAGAAUCUAAAGCAAAAUCUGAAGACCAUCACGCUUGAGGAAGGGAAGAAACGGGGGGUGAUUUUGGCUAUUCAUGGGCAUUUCCGCGACUGGCUUUUUGCCUCUGGUAAUAUCCGACAAAUAUAUGAGCUUCAAGCACUGGAUAGGUUGGACAGCGUAGGCAUGGAGUAGAGUUUCCAGCACUGAGAUUUAUUGUCCAUGUUCACAAUCUUUGUUGAUUGUUCCAAUACAUGACCAGUUCGCUACUUUGGUAGAGGCGACCAGGUUGCGUUAGAUUUUCUGUUGGUGAUUUAUGCACUCCAGACUUCGGUGAGGCAAAAUUGAGCUAAGGGUUCUUUAUGCCUCUCUGAAAGCAGAAAUUUGCUUGGUGUUUGGGGUCAGUCGUAGUUCCGUAACGACGUUGGAUGAAGAGAUUCAAUUCACGACUAAAAGAUAUGAUGUAAUUGGCAGAUGGGGUGCUAUAGUUUCUUCGUUUGGCAGGUGGGGACUGGUUACCAAGUAGCUCCUACAUUAUUUGUUUACAUACGAGGUUUUUAUUUCAGGAACUUUGCAACAGAUUUAGGUACGAAAGGAUUGGGUCGUCAAUUGAGGCUUUAAAUCUACGUGAACAUAAGAUCCAAAUGAUAAUCCGCAUUCUGCUUUAUAAAGCUGAUGCUGUUUCUUCAGGCACUGCUGUGCUGAUAAAUAUCAAAUACCAUUUCGCUUGGGUCUGAUCA
Molecule: messenger RNA, 3407 nt
Organism: Physcomitrium patens
Lineage: Eukaryota; Viridiplantae; Streptophyta; Bryopsida; Funariales; Funariaceae
Source: RefSeq, a predicted model, not a curated record